ACAAGUUGGCGCAGACACUCACGCCGUUCGCGAACGGCCAAGGAGCCCUUGCUCAUCGCCACUUCCUCCUUCGCCUCCGACCGCCACACCAGCCUCUGCUGCCCAUGUUCUGACCUCCAGACGCGUCCUGUCUCGCCCAGCUGCGCACGUUUCAGCUCACGCAGACGGCACACCAUCUGCUUGCAAAUACUUUCCAUCACUGAUCUGGGCCUAAUAUCAGAGCUCGUGUUGCUAGUUUCUCUCCUUCCCUCAAGACGCUCUUUCCCUCAUUUCCGUCAUGUCUACCCUCUCAGGCUCUUCGCAGAGCAAGUCAUGGUGGUCUCGGUCCAAGUCUUCCCGAGAUGUUCCCUCGACGCGUUUAAACUCUUCUGGACUCUCGGAUUUGAAGCCCUUGCACACCAUCAAACAUUCCAAGUCCAAGGACAGCAUGACGACCUCCAAGCUGAACAAUAUUGUCGGCCAUGCUUUUGGGAAACGGUCGAAAAAACCGACACUCACGAUACAGGACCCUCCACCGUCCAUGCUCUCCCCUGUGAGCCCCACGUCGAGCUACAGUCGUUCUGCCCCGAACACAGCAGCGAUCUCGCCCGCGUACUCGCCCCAGCCGUUCUUUUCCAACCGUCCACCUUCAAAGUCUGUUUCUUCCACAGUCCGCUCUUACGAAUUCGAUGACCGUUCCGACCCACAUACUAUCUCGGAGCCUCGCACGCCCUCCGACCGUCCCGACCGCCGGUCGUACCAGAAUUCGGUGUUCACGCUCUCAGACCCUGACCCAUUCGCAGCAGGAUCUGUCAUUGUGCCCCGCUUCACCCAAGAUCCGAACAGGCUGUCUGUAUACUCGGAUUCUUCAAUGCUUGACCCCUACCAGGUUGCACGCGUCAAGCGCUUUGACACGGUCCACAGCAGCCGUCUGUCGUAUGGCUCGUCCUCGUCCAACUCACAUUCUAGUCCACACGAUCCAUGUUCGCCUUUAAGUUCGGCGAGUGCAGACGUGCCGAGGUAAGCAGUUCGCUAAGAAC
Phanerochaete carnosa HHB-10118-sp is the source of this 1019-nucleotide messenger RNA. RefSeq lists its product as uncharacterized. The transcript has a single exon. The record is from RefSeq and is a predicted model, not a curated record. Bases 278 to 1003 code for a protein of 241 amino acids. NCBI's taxonomy places the organism in Eukaryota, Fungi, Basidiomycota, Agaricomycetes, Polyporales, Phanerochaetaceae.